Molecule: messenger RNA, 1050 nt
Organism: Mesorhabditis spiculigera
Lineage: Eukaryota; Metazoa; Nematoda; Chromadorea; Rhabditida; Rhabditidae
Source: the annotation of a GenBank genome assembly
AUGCCCGAUGGCCUAUCGGCGAGAAUGGAAAUGGUCGAGCUGAACCUUCGGCAUGUCCCAAUGUCGAUCGUCGAUCUGUUCUCCUUCUUAAUGGCCCUCAUCCUCUAUAUAUCCAUCAUUAUUGCGGCCACUACGAUACGGGAGAGGUACAAACACACGAUAAUGGCCUUCUGCGCGGUGUCGAUCUGGUCCCUCUCCAGCAAUAUUAUCAUGCACUCGCUAUUUUUAUCUACGGUGGCGAGUGGCAGAUUAGUAGUGAGCGUGGAGUCGUGUUCAAUCGCGCGUAAAAUGCUGUGGGUCCCCUCAUCCGGGCAGCUGUGCCUGUUGGCGCUUGAUCGGUACAUGACAGUUUGCAGGCAAAGCCCGAUUCCUGUCAAGAGAUUAUGGUUACUGUAUGGUCUCAUCCCAAUCCAAGAAUACACGAUAAAAAUCGUGGACUACUCGAUGGGGAGCCCGGUGCCGGAUGAGAUGUGUGCACAUAUCUAUAGGAUGAAGUACUCGCUGCAGGUGCUGGCCAUGGUAGUGUGGGGUACGGUAGUGUUCGCGUCUCUCAUCAAUCUACGCGUUUUAUGCUACUUGAAGUCAAAAAGGAGGCAGUUGAAGGACAACAAAAGCAUCAAAAAGUCGCGUAAGCUGAUGCAAAUGGAGCGUCGUCUUACCGUAGUCUACCUGCUCAUCACAAUCGUUCCGGUGAUACAAAUUACACCCGGCAUCAUUGCGGCCGUCAUUAACGAGCUGUACGGAAUCAGGAAUCAGACAGUGUGGCUGUUCUGCUUCGGGCUGUCCUCCCUCAGCAAGUUCGUCCAGGCCCUCCUCAUCAUCAUGUCGAUACGGUCGAUAAAGAGGCGGAUAUUGUCGAUGUUUAGCUGCCGACAUCGACGCCUCUCCCUGGAUACACCCUCAAAUACGAUCCACCAAUCGACGGCCAACCUGAGGCUCACCGCCGAGACAACACAACAACGGCUCCUCCCUCCGGAUUUGGUUAGGUUACAGGUGAGCCCCGGACUCAGCCUAUUCGAAGCGAUCGCCAAGAAACGGGCGAGUAUACUA